AUAUUAACCACAAUUGUUGUAUAAAGUACAAAAUUGCGAAGGGUAAUUCUUAGAUGGUUCGCACUUUCGCAGGUCAGUUCGCACUUUUUAUUAUAAGAUGUUCAAUAAUUUGCUAGUUAUCCUACGUGCAAACCGAACCCUUUUCCUGUUAUAAUGAUGGCUCAAAAAUCCCCGUGCCAGACAAUGUUUCGCCUAAGCUGAUCACAGCCAGGCUGCUGCAACGUCUGAAACCCACAGAACAACGCAUGAAAUGGGAAUCACCGACGAACGAAACACAGAGAAAGCCAUUACCGGAGCGAACAAGAGUCGCACGAUUUUAUUGUCCAUCAAUAUGCUGUAUUCAUUCAAUCGACUGAUGGUGUAUGCUGCUGUUGUUAAAACCGAACACUUAUUGUAUUAGCAUCCAGUUGGUACUCAAGAUAUGAUUCAGCAAGCUACCAGUUGUUUUUGUGGCACCUAACGGACAACGUCUCGUGAAGCCGCAAAGACGUCAUAUAAAAGUAAACCGUCAUGGAUGGUCUCGUAUCAGUUCUUCUAUCAUAGUGAUUAGCGCGCACCGCUUUUCGAUAAGCAUGGCGUUACUUAAAAAAGUGUUUAUUUGUCAGCUGAUAGCUAUUUCGGCAAUAUCGGGGCAAUCGUAUUUUGAAGAACGUGUUCCCGUGGGAUACUUUUCGCGCUCGAGCUUAAGUGACUGUCAUGAGCGGUUCCACAAUGGCCCCAAGAAUGACCAGUGUCUGAUAUUUGGAGGAACGCGCGCGAAUGUCACCGAGUUUCCACAUAUGGCCGUUAUCGGUUGGACAGAAAAUGGCACUCGUAUCGCGUGGAAGUGUGGAGGAUCGUUGAUAACGAAACGGUUCGUCGUAACGGCAGCGCACUGUGCAGUAGAUGAACAAAAUAAUGCUCCAAGUGUGGUGCGAUUUGGUGACGUGAAUUUGGUCUCCGAGGAAGACGAUGAGUAUGCGCAACAGGUUAAAAUUCUUCGAUUUAUCAGACAUCCGCAGCAUCGCUUCAGCAGCAAGUAUAAUGAUAUUGCGUUGAUCGAGCUAGAGAAGAAGAUCGUUACAACCACGGGAGUUUGUCCAGCUUGUGUUUGGUACGAUUCUCAGUUGCCGUAUAAUAAUUUCGAUGUCGCAGGUUUUGGAGCCACCGGAUAUGCGGAACAAGGUAGCCCGCAUCUAUUGAAAGCACAUUUGAGAGAGGAAAUUAGAGCAAACUGCGCCGAACAUUUUGAGGCAACUCGCGGUCUACCAAAUGGAAUUACAGAACAGCAAAUGUGUGCCUCUAACAUCGGUAUGGAUACGUGUCAGGGAGACUCCGGAGGUCCACUACAAAUAACUCUUCGCACCUAUAAUCAGCACAUUCCAAUACUUGUUGGUGUGACUUCAUUCGGCAGGAGCUGCGGGUUUGGAUCGUUUGGUGUGUACCAGAAAAUCCAACCCCACAUUCGGUGGAUAGAGUCGAUUGUUGGAGAAUCGUUAGACCCACUGGAAUGCGUGAGAAAGUACGAACGCUAUAGAGUCGGUUAUCAACUGGAACCAGAAUGUAAGAUUGCCAGCCCGCCAGUAAAUCGAGUUGAGCUUCUUUGGGAGCAUAGACAACAAGGCCUGCAGUGUGCUGGAACACUGAUCGAUUACAAUACUGUUAUCACAACAGCUAACUGUACCGUGAAUCCGGCAGGAAAUGAACCUAAGUACAUCUCAAUUCUAGGAGAAAUAGUCACCAUCAGCAAAAUUGAACGUCAUCCAAAUUAUACGAAGGUAGUUGCGAAGGACAAUGUUGCUCUUAUAAGGCUGGAAUCAUACCUAAAGCCAAAUAACGAUAUCGCUCCAGCUUGUGUCACUUCCGGUUCAUACGAUUAUGGAUUAAGCUCUUUGAAAAUAUUACGUAACGUUUCCGUCAACGUCAAGGAACAACUAUUUGUCCCAGUCCGUCACAAGUGUGACGGUGAAAUGCUUUCGAAUGCAAACAUCUCAGGCGUCAUACACGGCAAUGUUGACUGCUGGAACACAGAUUACCGCCUACUUCCGGAACUUUGUGAGAUCGACGAAGGUGGACCAUUGCUUAACCGUGGUCACUCCAGUCUGCAAGGUAUCAACGUUGUACCGGGUGAGUGUGGAACUCCCAGUUCCAUGAUAGUGCUCAAGCUAGAUUCCUACAUGGCGUGGAUAGAAUCGUUUGUGCUUGACCGAUCCGUUACUCCUGAACCAUCCCUUACGUUUCCAGUGGAUGACACUUCUUCGCUAUUUUUCAAACCAUGUCGCACACGAGAAGGUGUGGAUGGGUCUUGUCUUGAUCAUUGGGGUUGUGCUGCGGAAGUUGAAAGACAAAAACGGAACGGGACAGGUGUGACUAUGUGUGGGUUUGAGGGAGAUAUGGGGUUUAUUUGUUGUCCUAAAGACAGCAUAGGAAAAGUACCGUUGGUAAUAGCUCGCCCUCCGCUAAUACCUUUAAUUGAACCUCUCAUUGAACUGCAAACAAUAAAGCCGUAAAGUAGUUAUUAGGAUUAUAAUUUAAAAAUGAUAUUAAAGCUCGAUCUGAUGUGUUGUUUACUAUUUAUUUUAAAGAGAGUAAUGUCUGAUGUAUAGGUAAAUAAAUCAAAUGUGACAAACUGUCUAAAAUUGAA
Messenger RNA from Aedes aegypti (yellow fever mosquito), 2623 nucleotides. RefSeq names its product polyserase-2. Lineage: Eukaryota; Metazoa; Arthropoda; Insecta; Diptera; Culicidae. The record is from RefSeq and is a predicted model, not a curated record. Bases 573 to 2489 code for a protein of 638 amino acids. Gene Ontology annotation, biological process: proteolysis. Gene Ontology annotation, molecular function: serine-type endopeptidase activity. The transcript is spliced from 3 exons.